Messenger RNA from Coffea eugenioides, 1422 nucleotides. Its product is annotated as 3-deoxy-manno-octulosonate cytidylyltransferase, mitochondrial. The record is from RefSeq and is a predicted model, not a curated record. Gene Ontology annotation, cellular component: cytosol. The coding region runs from base 153 to 1049 and encodes 298 amino acids. Gene Ontology annotation, molecular function: 3-deoxy-manno-octulosonate cytidylyltransferase activity. NCBI's taxonomy places the organism in Eukaryota, Viridiplantae, Streptophyta, Magnoliopsida, Gentianales, Rubiaceae. The transcript is spliced from 8 exons.
AAUGUCGAAAUAAGCUUAUGGGUUUAGACAUCGGGUUUUGUCGAUCACUGUCCCAGACUCCAAGUUACCUUGCGAUAGUUCCUUUCUCUCCCCGAAUUAUUGUACUGAAUCAGUAGGCUCCUUGAUUCGAGUACCAUACUUGAUACUAGAAAAUGAAUCCAAUGUCAAUCUGUACGACGUCGUCGUCGUCUUCAAGCUCAACUAAAGCCUGGAUAUUUCACGGCAUUGCUGUUGGGGCAGCUGUGGCCGUGGCUAUCGGAGCUCACGCUUACCUUUAUCUCCGCCGUCCUGGGAAGUUUCGGACGCGGGUCGUUGGAAUUAUACCCGCCCGUUUUGCUUCCUCUCGCUUCCCGGGCAAGCCACUUGUUCAGAUCCUCGGCAAACCCAUGAUCCAGAGAACAUGGGAAAGGGCUAAAAUGGCUUCCUCAUUGGACCAUGUUGUGGUGGCAACGGAUGAUGAGAAAAUUGCUGAUUGUUGUAGAGGAUUUGGUGCUGAUGUGAUAAUAACAUCAGAGUCUUGCCGAAAUGGCACGGAGCGGUGUAACGAAGCUCUUCAAAAGCUGGAAAAGAAGUACGAUAUUGUUGUUAACAUUCAAGGAGAUGAACCUCUGAUUGAACCUGAAAUUAUAGAUGGCAUUGUCAAAGCCCUGCAGGCUGCCCCGGAUGCUGUUUUUAGUACUGCAGUGACUUCCCUGAAGCCUGAAGAUGCAUUCGAUCCGAAUCGUGUGAAAUGUGUGGUUGAUAACCAUGGUUAUGCCAUCUAUUUUUCACGGGGGCUCAUUCCAUUCAACAAGUCAGCAAAUGUUAAUCCUCAGUUUCCAUAUUUGCUUCAUCUUGGGAUUCAGAGCUAUGACUCAAAGUUUCUAAAGAUUUAUCCCGAAUUGACACCAACACCACUUCAAAUGGAAGAGGAUCUCGAACAACUGAAAGUCCUUGAGAAUGGCUAUAAGAUGAAGGUGAUAAAAGUAGACCACGAGGCCCAUGGAGUAGAUGCCCCUGAAGACGUGGAGAAGAUAGAACAUUUCAUGCGCGAGAGAAACUUGUCGUAAUUGUUGAUGAUUGGAAAAAUCAUCAAGGGUUUUAAGUUCACAGUUCACUUAUUACUUUUAGUUAGAGACAGAAAAUGGUUUAAGAACCAUGUGGGCGGUAAAGAUACAUAGUUUCAAAUGGUAAAGGAACUGAUGUAAAUUUGAUUUAGUAGUCUGUUUUGUGUUUGAUGCUUUGGUCCUAGUGGGGACUCAUGACUGUUUUGGAGCUUCUCUAAAAGGGUUCAGAAGUGUAAUUUGUUGACUUAUUUGCUAUAUUUGUUUGAGCGAAUAAAGCUGCAUCAUAUUCCGUCUGAUCGAGAUUGGGAGUUCUUGGUAUGUAUCAGAACAGGAAACUGAUUUUUGAAUUACACCAGUAUAUUUUGUCAUUCUAGUG